AUGCGGCCUAGCGCGUGCCGGCUCCCAAUCCGGAAAAAUCGCAAGCAGGAAAAGCAAAACGCAGCAAAAGUUCCAGCACAAACACGGCUUCCACACAUCGCGGCUCUCGCCUCUCCUUCUCCUCCAAUUGACGACCUGCCUCCCAUCGAUCGUGAGUGCCGCCAAUCUCUGUCGCACGGACAAUGCUGGUGCCUUGACACAAUGAAGUUCUUCGAGAACACCUUCAAUUACGACUACAGCUUCCCCGCCGUCUCGCUCGCCUUCUUCCUGCGCUAUCCCAAUCCCUACUCUCGCCACGUGCUCACCUCCGAUGUCAUCGAACGCUAUGUCGACCCGAAGACCCAGCGGCUGCAUACUACGCGGCUGCACUUGAAGCGGUCGAAAAUCCCGUCCGCGAUGCUGAAACUGCUGCCCAAGGGGAUCGGUGGCGCGGAUCACUCCGGCCAGAGCUUUAUCCUCGAGACCAGUGUAGUGGAUGUCAAAGAGGGCUGGAUGGAGACCGAGUCCCGCAACAUGGAGUGGACAGGGAUCUUGAGCGUCGUGGAAAAGCAGCUGUACUGCCGCUGUGUGCGAUCCGGUCACUUUGACGCCCCCGCGCCUUCGCUCUCGUCCGCCUUCAGCAUUGACGACAGGCGAGACGAAUGGACCACCGUCAAGACAACCGUCACCUUUCGAUCUCGACUGGGCCAAUCGAUGCUUACUCGGUCAAACAAGCCCGAUGCGGCUGCUGAUGCCGACGAAGAGCCGCACAAGCGAGGCUUCCUGGCGGCGUGGUCCACUGCUGGCUUGCAACGGACGAUUGAGCUGAUCGGGGUCAAGCGAACUCGGGAUGCUGUCUUCAAGAGCAAGCAGGGAAUGAACAUCGUCCUGGAGCGGUUACGCUACGGUGGAAUUGUGGCAGUGCUCGAAGGAAUGCGCCGGGAUCGCGAAGCCGUCGGGGGUGGUCACCCCGACGGUGCGUGGAAGCGCGUUUGGGCCCACGGUACGAACGGCGGCGGCAAUGGAGAGCAUUCCUUUCCGCACAUUGAGACCGACCACGCCGAUGACGACGCGUGA
Uncinocarpus reesii 1704 is the source of this 1056-nucleotide messenger RNA. RefSeq lists its product as uncharacterized. Lineage: Eukaryota; Fungi; Ascomycota; Eurotiomycetes; Onygenales; Onygenaceae. The transcript has a single exon. The record is from RefSeq and is a predicted model, not a curated record. Gene Ontology annotation, molecular function: phosphatidic acid transfer activity. Gene Ontology annotation, biological process: phospholipid transport. Gene Ontology annotation, cellular component: mitochondrial intermembrane space. Bases 1 to 1056 code for a protein of 351 amino acids.